Oxyura jamaicensis (ruddy duck) is the source of this 1214-nucleotide messenger RNA. Its product is annotated as translation initiation factor IF-2-like. The record is from RefSeq and is a predicted model, not a curated record. NCBI's taxonomy places the organism in Eukaryota, Metazoa, Chordata, Aves, Anseriformes, Anatidae. The transcript has 2 exons. Bases 1 to 840 code for a protein of 279 amino acids.
AUGGGGCUGGGAGCCGUCCAGCUCCUAGGACGCCCGGCCAGGCGGUGGCCCCGGGCUCGGUGCCCGCACGGCGGCGGGACGGGACGGGGCGGGGCGGGGCGGCUGAGCUGGCUACGCCGGCUUCGUGCCGAGCCUCGGGAGCCCCCCGCAGGAGCCCGGCUCUCCCUUACCUGCUCCCGAAGCCGCGCCGGGCGCUCCCAGGUCGGCCGCGCCGGGCGCUCCCAGGUCGGCCGCGCCUCUACUUGCCGCCUGCUCCGGGCGGCCCCGCCUGGCACACGGUGGCCAGGACCCAGCGGGGCCGCGCCGCGCCGAGCGAUCUGCUCGCUCCCCGCCCCGGGGCCGGGCCUCCCCGACGGGGCGGGCGGCAGCGCUGGGCCGGGCUGGGGCCCUGAUUGGGCUCCACCGCAGUCACUCGGCCGGCCGAGGCAGGCGGGAAAGGAGGGAGCGGCGCCGGCAGCCCCCCGCCGCCCCUCAGCCACAGCCCCCAGGUGCCGGGUGGCUUCCCCCGGCUUCCUCCCGCCGCCUUCGCGCUUCGGCUGCCGGUUCUUGCUCUCUGCUGCCGGGCUGGGAUACUAUUCCGCAUCCCUCGGACGGCUCCUGGGGAGCCCCAAGGGUCGAUCAUGGCACCCAGCUCCGUUGGCCAACGGGAGGACACCAGCCUUGCGCGCCUGGCGGCCAGGUCAACCCGCAGAGCCCGGGUUCGGGAUUCACGACGCUAAAUUUCUUUAUUCCUGGAGCUCUUCCUCCCGUCCCCUCCUCCACAGGACGGGUUACCAGCCUGCAGGGUUGCCACAAAGCUGGAUGGAGUACAUCACAGAUUCAAGAGGGGUCAAGUCUUAGGCUGCAAGAAAACAAGGAAAGGCAGCCACAUGGUUACUAAUCCCUGGUUUUCCUUCUUAUCUUCUAGUUCUUCCAUCUCAAAACUUUGGUGGCUAACUACAGUUUUUGACAUUGCUGUAUCACAUUCUACAGUUGGUCUUUUUGCCCAUUUUCUCAAACCUUCAUUGAAGCCAUCAGUGUUACUGUUUUGCUCUGCAGCUUGCUGUUGGCUACACACUAGUGCUGGGUUCCUGGGUCCAGCUCUCCAUCCUUUGUCCCUCUGGAGAUGACUAGUGUUCACUCGCACCAUAGCAGGCUGUUGGAACAACUGUUGAUCUCCAUGCCUUUUCAGUCAGUUUUCUGAGUCAACUAUUCAUUUCUGAUAACUUUUUUUU